Molecule: messenger RNA, 2002 nt
Organism: Cannabis sativa
Lineage: Eukaryota; Viridiplantae; Streptophyta; Magnoliopsida; Rosales; Cannabaceae
Product: histidinol dehydrogenase, chloroplastic
Exons: 14
Coding region: 276-1754 (492 amino acids)
Biological process (GO): L-histidine biosynthetic process
Cellular component (GO): chloroplast stroma; cytoplasm
Molecular function (GO): NAD binding; metal ion binding; histidinol dehydrogenase activity
Source: RefSeq, a predicted model, not a curated record
AAAUUUUACAUUCACAUUUUAAGUCUAAACCUCAACCAAAAGCCCCGCAGUAAGUCUCAUUCCGGUCCCCCCUCAUUCGCUCACCCAAGUCUCUCUCUCGUCUUUCCCUACCCUUAUACCUCCGGCCUCGCCCGACCUCUGCCCUCACCUUACUCUCUCCAUUUUUUCUCAGCGACAGCUAAAAGAGCACGGAAACGGCAGCGGCAGCAGCCCCUCUCUCUCUCUCUCUCUCGCGUUUUGGUAACCUCUCAGCCACUCAGGCACCAAUAGAGGUAAUGGACAUUCAGCUUCUACGUUUCAAUCAGAGUAGCUAUUUGCUUAAUUCCAAUUCCAACUCUUCGCUGCGGUUUCGAGUUACUAGGGCUAAUCCUAAGGUCUCACAUCUUCAGUCUCAUUGCUCUUCCAGAGGUGGGUUCGGGUGUAAGGGGAUAAAGUGUGCAAUGAAGUCUUAUAAAUUGUCAGAACUCUCUCUUUCCGAACUUGAGAACCUCAAGGCUCGUCCUCGAAUUGAUUUCUCUUCAAUUUUCACCACUGUCAACCCCAUUGUCGAUGAUGUUCGCAAAAGAGGUGAUUCUGCAGUUCGAGAGUAUACAGCAAAGUUUGACAAAGUUGAUUUGGAUAAGAUGGUUGUAAGCGUUUCUGAGCUUCCAGACCCGGAGCUUGAUCCUGUUGUAAGAGAAGCAUUUGAUGUUGCAUAUGACAACAUUUAUGCAUUUCAUUUUGCUCAGAAAUCAGCUGAGAGAAGUAUAGAGAACAUGAAAGGUGUGAGAUGCAAACGAGUGGCGAGAAGUAUUGCCUCUGUUGGUCUUUAUGUUCCUGGGGGAACUGCAGUUUUACCUUCAACUGCUCUGAUGCUUGCAAUUCCUGCGAAGAUUGCUGGAUGUAAAACUGUUGUUCUAGCAACUCCCCCAAGUCACGAUGGCAGCAUAUGCAAGGAAGUACUAUAUUGUGCCAAGAAGGCUGGUGUCACUCACAUCCUUAAAGCUGGAGGCGCUCAGGCUAUAUCUGCCAUGGCAUGGGGAACAGAAUCAUGUCCAAAGGUUGAAAAGAUAUUUGGCCCUGGAAAUCAGUAUGUUACAGCUGCAAAAAUGAUUCUCCAAAAUAGUGAAGCCAUGGUGUCAAUUGACAUGCCUGCGGGUCCUUCUGAAGUUCUUGUCAUUGCUGACAAAUAUGCUAGCUCUGUCCACAUAGCAGCUGACUUACUAUCUCAGGCUGAGCAUGGCCCUGAUAGUCAGGUAGUUCUUGUAAUCACUGGAGAUGGUGUAGAUUUCAAAGGUAUCGAGGAUGAAUUAAAGAAACAAUGCAACGACCUACCUAGGGGAGAAUUUGCUGCCAAAGCACUUAGCCACAGCUUCACCGUAUUUGCUCGUGACAUGGUUGAGGCUGUCUCCUUUUCAAACUUGUACGCUCCAGAGCAUCUAAUUAUCAAUGUUCAAGAUGCAGAAAAAUGGGAGGGUUUCAUUGAGAAUGCAGGUUCUGUGUUUUUGGGGCCGUGGACGCCAGAGAGCGUGGGAGAUUAUGCAAGCGGUACGAACCAUGUCCUUCCAACAUAUGGUUAUGCGCGGAUGUAUGGUGGUGUGUCUCUAGACUCCUUCCUCAAGUACAUGACAGUUCAGUCUUUGACAGAAGAGGGCUUGAGAAAGCUUGGUCCACAUGUGGCAACAAUGGCUGAAGUUGAGGGUCUGGAAGCGCACAAGAGAGCCGUAACCCUUAGACUUAAGGACAUUGAAGCCAAACAAGUUAGCAUGAGAUGAUAAUUUGUAACUGUUCACCAAUGAUAAAUUUAUCAUUUGUGUUUUGUGUUGUUGUAUUUAAGGAUUUUAUAUUUUAUGGAAGUUUUGUUAUUUUGUUUUUUGAACAUUUAAUGUAAUAAUCAAUGACACUACAUGAUGUAGAACAUUGGCCUUCAAUUAUAAUGGUCGGUGUCAACCUGGAUUAUGUUCAUAACCUUUGCUUUCACUGGGAGAAACGAAUAUAAAGUGAAUCAAUCAUUAUGAAUCUA